AUGGGUCAGCCGAUAUACUUGUCGCUGUUGACCAUCACAGUCUGCCUGAUUACUUUGUUGGCCACGUGCCCCGCGUUGGCCGUCGGUUGGCCGGUCGACAGCAGUUUUUAUGAUGAGAUCAAGCGCGUAGUGUAUGGUGGUGGCGAAAACAUCGACGACUCCGUUGCCGCCACUGAAUCAUCACCGCUACCGGCAUUGUCAUUGCCGUCGUCGUCACAGGACAUAAACAGGCCCAUAGAAGUAGAAGGAUGGCCAAGAAGCCCGAUACCUCGCCUAGGACAAGUGAGCGGGGUGGCAAUAAACACGGUGGGGCAACCUGUGAUUUUUCACCGGGGAAGCCGUGUCUGGGACGAGAAUUCAUUCAACGAAACAUUCCACUACCAACAUGUAGAGGAAGGUCCCAUUUUAACAAACGCCAUUGUCACCCUGAGUCCGAAAACCGGCGAGGUUUUAUCUAGCUGGGGAGCAGGUUUCUUCUACAUGCCCCACGGCAUCACAAUAGAUCACCAAGGGAACGUAUGGGUCACAGAUGUGGCAAUGCAUCAAGUGUUUAAGUUUUCGCCCGGAGCGCCCAGAGCGUCAUUAACCUUUGGCAAGAGAUUCGAGAACGGCAAAGGAUACAGGACAUUGUGUCAACCUACUUCAGUGGCCAUCGCUUCGACCGGUGACAUUUUCAUUGCUGACGGAUACUGCAACUCUAGAGUUUUAAAGUUCACAAGCCGAGGAGAGUUGCUACGAGUUUUUCCUCACGCCAACGAAUUUCUGAGCCUUCAAGUACCACACAGCCUAGCGUUGCUCGAAAAACACGACCUCAUCUGCAUUGCUGACCGUGAAGAUAUGAGAGUCGUGUGCAGGGGCGCUGAGCUUACGACAGAAAGCAAAGAACAGGCCCCGUUAACGAUUCAACAGCCAGACUUGGGAAGGGUGUACGCGAUAACCAAUCACGGCGAUCUGAUUUACGCCGUCAACGGACCUACAUCACCCCUGAUACCGGUACGAGGAUUUACCAUAAACCCUUUGACCGAGAACAUUGUCGAUCACUGGACACUAUCCAAAAAUGCAGCUAUCAAUGUGCCGCACGACAUAGCUAUUUCGAAAGACGGUUCUUCGUUGUACGUAGCUUCCAUCAGUCCGAACCGCAUAGUGAAAUACACGAUGACGUCAGUUACUCCAUUGAAAUCCGAAUAA
This is a messenger RNA of Macrosiphum euphorbiae (potato aphid), 1188 nucleotides long. The record is from the annotation of a GenBank genome assembly. Lineage: Eukaryota; Metazoa; Arthropoda; Insecta; Hemiptera; Aphididae.